GUAAGCCAUUGAACGUAAUUAAUGUUUUCAACUAUUGUUUGCAUUAAUAGAGUAUUUAGUGUAUCGUUGAGUGAAAUCAAUAGUCAGUGUAUAAAGUAAUCACAUAUUUAUCGGUAAAUAUACUGUGAAAACACAGUGACUAAUAUCGGGUGACAAUGGAUAUGCAACACAGACCCGGCGGUAAAACUGGCAGCGGAGGAGUGGCCUCUUGGAGUGAGACUAAUCGCGACCGACGGGAACGGCUGAGACAGUUGGCCUUAGAGACGAUUGAUUUGGCAAAAGAUCCGUAUUUCAUGAAAAACCAUUUGGGAAGUUAUGAAUGCAAACUAUGUCUUACAUUACAUAACAACGAGGGGUCAUAUCUGGCACACACUCAGGGAAAGAAACAUCAAAGCAAUUUAGCCCGAAGAGCGGCCAAAGAUGCUAAAGACUCACCCGUAUUACCCGCACCCGCAAAGUCACGCGUCGACAUCAAAAAGUUUGUCAAAAUUGGUCGCCCGGGCUAUCGGGUCACCAAACAGUUGGAUCCAGAUUUCAACCAACAGUCGCUGUUAUUUCAGAUCGAUUAUCCAGAGAUCGGUGAGAAUAUUGCUCCGAGACAUCGAUUUAUGUCGGCCUACGAACAGAAGAUAGAGCCGCCCGACCGUCGCUGGCAGUACUUGUUGUUUGCUGCCGAACCUUACGAAACAAUUGGCUUCAAAGUACCGUCCCGUGAAGUGGACAAAAUUGAGGACAAAUUUUGGACGCUUUGGAACAAAGAGGCCAAACAAUUCUUUCUUCAGUUUGCAUUCAAAGUGGAGCCACAAAAACCAUCGCAACCACAGCAAUCACCACAGAAACAGUUUACCAACACUUCUUCAACGCCGACCAAUACUAACACCAAUACUGAGACCACACAACAGAGUCAGACUCAGAGCUAAUUGACACACAUAUUGACACAAUUGGCCAAACACUGGAUGUCAUUGAUUAUCAUUUUAUAAUGUAUUUGU
Oppia nitens is the source of this 989-nucleotide messenger RNA. RefSeq names its product splicing factor 3A subunit 2-like (gene Sf3a2). Gene Ontology annotation, molecular function: nucleic acid binding; zinc ion binding. Gene Ontology annotation, cellular component: nucleus; U2 snRNP; catalytic step 2 spliceosome. The transcript has 2 exons. Lineage: Eukaryota; Metazoa; Arthropoda; Arachnida; Sarcoptiformes; Oppiidae. Gene Ontology annotation, biological process: spliceosomal complex assembly. Bases 156 to 920 code for a protein of 254 amino acids. The record is from RefSeq and is a predicted model, not a curated record.